UUAUUCCACAGAACAAUAUGCAUCGCAUUUGCUUAGGUAUUUUUAGCCAAACUUAUGAAGGGUAUUAGUAAGAUAGAGGUGAAAGAGUUUUAAAACAUUAAAUCGUGAGGAUAACGAUGUGCGACAAAGGUUUCUGCAGAAGAUUCUUAUCGAAUUUGUCAAGAAAAAAAGAUGUAUCAGAAGACAUGUUGCGAACAGAUCUGAAGCGAUGUUUCAACCUUGGAGAUCUAACCUUCCUUGCUAUCAGUGGUAUGAUUGGUUCUGGUCUUUACGUGUUGGCGGGCACAGUAACUCGAGAAGUAGCAGGCCCUUCAAUCGUUGUGUCUUAUGUCAUUGCAGCAAUGGCUUCGAUUCUGUCCGCCUUUUGUUACGCUGAAUUUUCGGCACGGAUACCAGUAGCAGGUUCUGCAUAUCAGUUUACUUAUAUAAGUGUUGGAGAAUUCUGGGCGUUUGUUGUUGGUUGGAACGUCGCAUUGGAACAUACGAUAUAUGUGGCAGCAAUUGCAAGAACCUGUAGCGGGUAUUUGGACAGUUUGUUUGGAAAUAAAAUUGAAAUGUACAUGCGAAUCCACGCACCUAUGGCUGGUGGCUUCUUCGCCAGUUAUCCAGACUUUUUAGCUGUUGGCAUUAUACUUGUAUUCGGGAUUGUUCUUCUAUGUGGAGUGAAACUGUCUUCCAAAGUAAACAUCGUAAUUGCCAUCAUCAAUAUUCUCGUGAUUCUGUUUAUUAUAACGACGGGCAUGUACCUAGCGGACAUUAAAAACUGGACCCAAGUCAAGGGUGGUUUCUUCCCUUAUGGUUGGGCAGGCACCAUACAAGGAGCUACUACAUUGGUUUACAGUUAUGUUGGAUACGAGGUAGUCGCAUCCGCAACUGAAGAAGCGAUUAAUGCUGCAAGAGAUAUUCCACUCUCUCUGCUUAUUUCUGUGAUCGUGGUUGUCAUUUCAUACGUUGGUGGAUCUGCUGCACUCACACUUAUGGUGCCUUGGUAUGACGUGUCUGUCACUGCUCCGUUUCCAGCUGCGUACCAGAAUCGAGGCUGGGCUUGGGCCCAGUACAUUGUAUCCAUCGGAGCUUUGGCAGCAAUGUUGACGUGUCUCUUGUCAAUUAUGUACGUUGUCCCGCGAUACCUUCUUGCGAUGUCACGAGAUGGUCUUUUGUUUCAGAAUUUACAGAAAAUAAGUGAAAGGACAAAAGUAAGACACUGCAAAAACUAUUUGGUCUAUUGCAUUGUAUUAUAUUUCUGCUGUAUUUUAAAAGGUUGUUGCACUUUUGAAUAUAAUUAGGUAGUUUGUACUUUA
Ciona intestinalis (vase tunicate) is the source of this 1301-nucleotide messenger RNA. The record is from RefSeq and is a predicted model, not a curated record. NCBI's taxonomy places the organism in Eukaryota, Metazoa, Chordata, Ascidiacea, Phlebobranchia, Cionidae.